AUGGCGGGGCUGGGGCCGGGGCCGGGCGGCGCGGCCGAGCUGCGGCCGCUGCUGGUGAAAAUCGUGAUGGCCGGAGAGUCCUGCGUGGGGAAGACCUCCAUCGUGCGCAGGUACACGGAGCCCGGCUCGCCUCCCGACGGCUCUCCCGCCACUUCGUAUAUGGCCACGAUCGGCAUUGAUUUUAAAGUAAAGCCAGUUAUGUUUAAUGACACAAGAGUGAAACUUCAAAUAUGGGAUACUGCUGGCCAGGAACGGUUCCAUACACUUAGUACCAGCUAUUUCCGUGGUGCACAAGGCUUUGUUCUUGUAUAUGACGUCACAAAUCUGAAGAGUUUCCAAAGUAUAACAGUCUGGAUGAACGACAUAUACGAGAAAGCAGGUGAUGAAGUGGACGUAAUACUGUUGGGCAACAAGUGUGAUAAGGAGUCAGAACGGGUAGUUCCAAAACAGAAAGGAGAAAAGCUUGCUUGGGAAUAUGGAAUGCCAUUUUUUGAGACAAGUGCUAAAGAAAAUGUGAACAUUGAGCACGCAUUUUCAGUCUUGAUUAAGGAAAUCCUGGAAAAGAAAUCCUGUCUAUUACAUGACUUAGACGUUGUGUCUCUAAAUGAAACUAAGAAGAGAACCUGCUGUGCAUUCUGAAAUACUGUUUCUUAUUCUAUUUUCUCUUCAGGAAAUAUCAAGUGUUACAAAGGAACAUACAAGAUUUUUAAAAUGAGCCUGUAAUCCAAAAACACACUGUUUAGGCAUCCUUUAUAUUACACAGACUUUGUUGCCAAAUUUUUUAAUAUGUUUAUAUUGUAUUUUCAUAUUUUUAAUGUGAAGAUAAAUCAGUUAUCUGAUUUUGGAAUUAUUAAAUGCAUCACAGGGUGACGGUGCUUGAAUGCAAAUGUUUGCAGAAGUGAAGUCUAAGUGUACUAAUUUUCUGUUAUUAAAAAAACACCCUUCACUUU
Molecule: messenger RNA, 950 nt
Organism: Sturnus vulgaris (Common starling)
Lineage: Eukaryota; Metazoa; Chordata; Aves; Passeriformes; Sturnidae
Product: ras-related protein Rab-10-like
Molecular function (GO): GTP binding; GTPase activity
Source: RefSeq, a predicted model, not a curated record